GUUGCUGGCGCGGGGCGGUGGGGGCGCGGCUGAGCGCGCUCUCUUGCGGGCGGUUGGCGGCGGCUGCGGGAGCCAGGCGGGAGGCAGCGCGCGGGCCGGGCCCUCCCCGCCCCUACCGGACCCUCUGGGCCCGUCCUGCCGCCAUGUCGGAGGAGAAGCCCAAGGAAGGAGUGAAGACAGAGAACGACCACAUCAACCUGAAGGUGGCCGGGCAGGAUGGCUCCGUCGUGCAGUUCAAGAUCAAGCGGCACACGCCUCUCAGCAAGCUGAUGAAGGCCUACUGCGAGCGGCAGGGUUUGUCUAUGAGGCAGAUCAGAUUCAGAUUUGACGGACAACCUAUUAAUGAAGCAGACACACCUGCGCAGCUGGAGAUGGAAGAUGAAGACACUAUCGAUGUGUUCCAGCAGCAGACGGGCGGGCUGUGCUAAGACAUGCCAUCCUUUGGAGCGGAGGCCUUCCAGGCUCAUUGCACCUCGCUCUCAUCUGUCCUUGGAUUUGCUAUUAAAUAGUAAACAAAUGAACAUGCCAAUCACAUGGGAUUCUUCGAAACCUUAGAGGACAUUUACCAAAAUUGCUUGUUGUCUUUGACGUACUGCGUGUGCAAGUCAAAACAGUAUCUGCAGGGAUUAAUCUAUAUCUUAAAUUGGGCCCAUUUGAUUUAAGUUCUGAUUCAGUAAUAUACGUUGUCUGUCUGCUGUUUCCUUUUUUUCCUUUAAACCUGUGGCCUAAAUAUCCGUCCGUGUUUGAGGACAUGGAGUGCAUUCCUGGCUGUCGGUCCUGCCCUUCUGUUCCAUCCUAACCUUGUAAAUAAUUCAGUAUAUCUUCAUGCCGAUCACAAGCUUACAAGUUUUGUUGUUUUGUUUUAAAACAUGCCGAAGAGGAGGAAAAAGAUGCUGAUUUAAGUGUGCGUUGCAAACAGUUACUGGGAAACCUACGACACGAAGUCUGUAUGUGCAGAUGCAAUGCUUCAUAUGGAGUCAGAGUUUGGAAUAUUGCAGAUUUACAUGUGCUUUGUCAUGAUUUGAUAAAGUCGUCUGAAAUAUACUUUUUUAACGCAGAAACGAGAAGUGUCAU
Messenger RNA from Lagopus muta (rock ptarmigan), 1074 nucleotides. RefSeq names its product small ubiquitin-related modifier 3. Lineage: Eukaryota; Metazoa; Chordata; Aves; Galliformes; Phasianidae. Gene Ontology annotation, molecular function: protein tag activity; ubiquitin-like protein ligase binding. Gene Ontology annotation, cellular component: nucleus. The transcript has 4 exons. The record is from RefSeq and is a predicted model, not a curated record. Gene Ontology annotation, biological process: protein sumoylation. The coding region runs from base 144 to 428 and encodes 94 amino acids.